AGAGAGAGGGAAGGAGGGAGGGAGAGCGAGAGCGAGCGAGAGGCAGAGAGAGAGAGAGAGAGAAAGGAAAGGAGAGAGCGGCUGAGCAGAUUCCUCAGCACUGUCACAUCCGCGCGGACCAGCCUGCCUGCUCAGGGAGCGCCGCCAUCGCCCCUCUGCGUCGCACCGCCGUCGUGCCAGCGCGCCCCUCUUUCUACCCCCCGGCCUGCCCCCCCCCCCAACCCCCCCACCACGGCUCUCCGGGCUCCUUCCUCCUCCUCCUCCUCCUCCUCCUCUCCUCCUCUCCUUCCUCGGAUUCCUCCUGCGAGCGGACCGCUGCGGACGCGCCGUUCCGUCUGCCGGCGAGGGGAUGGGCUGCCGCCACUCCGGGCCGUGGUUGGAAGAUGGAACGGGGGUCAGCGGGCCGGACCUCUGCCACGGCAGCCAACGAGAGGCACUUCGGAUCCUGAGCACCUACGAGCAGCCAAUCACGUUGCAGGUAGAGGGCCAGCGGGCGCAGCAGCGGGGCGCACAGCUCCGGACCUCGGACUGCAGCACGCAGACGGACCGGCUGUGGGAGGGCGUCAGAGGCCUGGGGGUCACCGCGGGGUCAGCGUCCAGGAUCAACACCCACACCGACAAGCCCUAUCGCAGUCACAUGACCCUGCCCCGCGACACCUGCGCAGCAUCCGAAUACCAUCCCAGCAUGCACUACGGAAUGGAGAACAUGGUAUAUAAAAACCCAGGGCUGGCCAGCUGUAUGCCCCAAGGACAGAGCUGUUUGAUUGGAUGCUGCAACACAAACGUGGAGGAGCCCGGAAGCUUCUUGAGCCAGACAGAAGAUGAGGACUUCGUAACGGAGAGGCCAAUGGGUUACUUACCUCUCAUGCACGAGCUGGACAGUGGCCUGGGCUGGACGGACGGCAGCCUCCACCAGGGGGAGCUGUCGGGGCUGGAGACGGAGGAGGGCGUGGAGGAGCGCACCAGCCGGGGCGGUUCCCCCUCCUCCGAAUCCUUCAUCUCCUCCGAGCUGAGCGACUCCGGCUUCUACAGCGUCAGCACCGGGGAGUUCCGCCGCUUCCAGAAGCUUCUGGAGAGGAGGAUCCGCCUGUACCGGGCCCGGGCGCUCGCCCCAGGGGAGCAGCGGGACGGGCCCAAGGGCCGCAGGGAGCUGGAGUCCAUCCCCGAGGCGCUGACCCUCCAGCCGCAGAGCGCGCGCCCGCCGAGGCCCGCCGGGGCGCACAGGUGCACCAUGGGAACGUCGGCGGUGCAGUUCCGCAGGGCCGGGAGCCCCUGCCUCAGCCGCUGCAGCUCCAGCACGGGCUCGCUCUUCCGCCUCCACCCGGGGACCUCCAGCUGCAGUACGCCCUCCUGCCAGAGGAGGGCGAUGAUGCUGCAGCGGAACCCCACGGCAGGCUUCCUGAGGAGGAGCCACACGCUGCACCGCUCCGCCCCGCACGCGCUGGAGAGGCGGCGGGCGAGCCACCCGGCGUCGCCCGACUACUGCAGCACGGCGCUGCACCGCGGCCGGAGGCUGGCCGCCGAGCUCCCCGGCGCGAAGGAGCCGGUCCGGAAGCGCGGGGCGAGCGCCGACGUCAGGACCAGCCCCGCGCUGCGAGGAGCGGCCGAGGACCCCCGCGGAGUUUCGUCCGGGGAGCACUGCUGCGGCGGCGGCGGCGGCGGCGGCAGGCUGGGCGACGCGAAGCCGGGGCGGGGCUUCGGCGGUCAGGACGUGGCCGAGAGGCACGGGAGCGGGGCGAGGGAGCGGGAGAAGCGCUUCCACACGCUCGGCCACUCGCAGGACAUCCACGAGACCUGGCCCAAGCCGGCCAACCGCUGCUGCCAGGGCCGCGGCGGCCUGUACAGCACGCUGGACAACCACUGCCCCGGCUCCCAGAGGGACCCGCCCGGCAACCCGCGCGCCCUGCGCCACCAGCUGCUGAAGGAGCGCGCCUCGCGGCUGGCGGACGAGCGCGGCGGCAUGACCACGGACGAGGAGUCGCACGGCGAGGUCAAGACGGGCCGCUACUGGAACAAGACGGAGCGGCGGCAGCACAUGCUGCUGGCCCGCGAGCAGCGGCUGCAGGAGCAGCAGGCCCGGGGGGUGCCCUGCGCCGGCGGGGCGGAGGCCCGCUACGGCAGCGCCGUCCUGGAGCUCAGCCACAGGAAGCUGAGCCGCCUGCGCAACCGCAAGCUGCUGGACAACUGGACCACCGUGGAGGAGCUGCUGACCCACGGCACCCGGCUGGGCAGCACCGAGGAGAUCCUGUGCCCCAGCUCGCUGCUCUCCGUCACCACCGUAUAGCCCCGCCGAGUGCGUGAGUGUGCGCGUGCGUGCGUGUGUGUGAGUGUGUACGUGUGGGUGUGUGUGUGUGUGCGUUUACAUGCGCGUGUGUACAUGUGUGGGUGUGUGUGUGUGUGUGUGCAUUUGUCUGCACGCGUGUGCAUGUGUGAGCGUAUGUGUGCGUGUACACGUGUACGUAUGUGUGCAUUUACAUGUGCGCGUGUGUGUAUGUGUGUGUGCGUAUGUGUGAGUGCGUGUGUGUGUGUGUGUGUGCGCGCAUGUCUGUCUGCACGCCUGUGCUUUUUCCAUCAGGUGUGGCUACCUCCUGCUCUUGGUGUUUCGAUGUGUUUACAGACACAGUUUUAAUUCUAACGUUAUCUCUGCCGCUGUAAAUUUUUUCUGUAAAUGGUGGGAAGUCCGAUGAUUGUUGAACGCCAGUGGAUUCUCUUUCAGUGUGAAGGACUGAGGUGGAAUCACAGCUUUCUAAAGCGGUCACUUGAGCCGUCAGUCAGCGUGACGACUGACGGACCGGUGUCAUGACGCUGUGGUGACUUUUUUUACUCAGAAAAUGUCCAAUAGGACAGUGGAAUUUUCAGUAGUCAGAAUUGUUUAUAAUUCAGAAAUGCGUCAAUGCGAUCAGGUUGAUGAUAUUUGACAUUGUUUUGAAAUAGAGCAUCCAAAACCUUGUAUUCGUAUCAAGUUGGCUGUGAUGUUGAACCACUUUCAUAAAUUUAGCCUUAUUUAUUUGUAACAUAUGUAAAUUUCAUUGGCCUUAAGAAGCCAUUUUCCGAUUUAAUUUUUCACAUAAUAGCACCUCCUCUACUAUCUUUAAGUAGUGUUUAUCAAUGACCAAACACCGACUAAUGUAAAUCCUUCCGUUAAGUUCAACACUUUAUAAUGAAUUGUCACAGUGGCGAAGGUUCUUUACGAGUCAUGACAUCACUGCCAGUAACUUGAAUAUGAUUGGAUGUUGAUCUGUCUGCACUGUAUUGCCCUCUCCUGAUCACUACAAUAAUCCCAGUUUCACAGAAGCUAAUGUGAUUAGUGAGGGGCUGUUUACAUUUUCCGAGCUGCGUCGAUAGCAGGAACAUCUUAGGUCAGUUGCCUUUGCUUAAAAAGGGACGAUUUCAAAUAAGACUAGGAUGUGAAAAAAAAAAAAAAAAAACCAGAACAGCACCAAUUUCCUAACAGUCUGCUUGAAACUCAGGAAAUUCUUUAUAAGCGUGGGGUUAAAAUAAUGUACCCCCUGCGUACGGGACCUACGGUCUAGGAGACACCAUUGACUACUUUCGGUGGCACUGAAACCCCAGCGUGUCACAUUUUGCACUUUGCCGAGGGGUUCCUGUCCGUAUUUAAGCUGGGCUCGCUAAUUCAGAGCUCUCCCGCAGCACGUAGUUGACUACGGUAUCCCCGAAACUCACGUCACGUGACCAACGGCAUUAACUUUAGGGGCGUCCAGAAAGCCCUCGCUUUCUCCACCCCUCCCCCCCCCCCCACCAGGCGGCCGGUUCUCUCUUUCGAACGCGAUCCCUCACGACACUUUUCCCUUUCACUGCCAGAGCUUAUCGAUAUUUCUGUGCGCCGCGUCAAAUGCUGCAUGAGUCAAGCCUUCUGAGCGACGCGCGAAGGCAGGGGUCUGAUGCCGCGCUCCGCGCCGCGUAAGGAUCAUUGUCACCAAAAAUAGGCCGUCGAGUGAAAGCGGACCCCCCUGCGGCUUCCGGGGCACCGACGAAGCGCUCCACGGCUCCCGAGCACCACCCCCCGCUGAUCCAGUCUGGUUCCUUUUGUCUGUGAAGUCACUCUUUUUGGAUUGCUUGUUUCUACUUUUGACGAUACCUUUGAAUAUAAUGUACAUGUGGCUGUAAUAAAGACUACAUUUUAAUAGUGA
Anguilla rostrata (American eel) is the source of this 4151-nucleotide messenger RNA. RefSeq lists its product as uncharacterized. The record is from RefSeq and is a predicted model, not a curated record. The transcript has 5 exons. The coding region runs from base 350 to 2284 and encodes 644 amino acids. NCBI's taxonomy places the organism in Eukaryota, Metazoa, Chordata, Actinopteri, Anguilliformes, Anguillidae.